AUGGCAAGUCCAGAUAGAAGUAAACGGAAGAUUUUAAAAGCCAAGAAAACAAUGCCUGUAAGUUGCCGGAAGCAAGUAGAGAUCCUGAAUAAGUCAAGGAAAGUUGAAGCACUAAAAACAGCGGCAAUUGAGAAUAAUAUAUCAAGUGAUAAUCAGAAUUCAAGUACUGAUGUCAUAAGUAGCAAAUGUAGACAUUCUGAAAAUGAUGCUUCCUCAUGGAACUCCAUCAGAAAUUCAGUAUGUGAACCAAAAAGUAAAGAAGUUUCUCAGAAUUUAAUAAAACCACUAGAAAUUAUUGAUUCAGAAGCAAGAUUGGAAUACACAGAAGAACAAGUUGUGUACCCUUAUGAAAAGCCAAGUAAAACAGUAGCAUUUCCUGGGAAACUCUUUAUACACGAGGCAAAAAAUUCACAGAAUACUUAUGAAAAUCAUUUUGAAUGUCAGGCAAGUGUAACAAGAUCCUUUUUUGAACAUAAAGAAGAUUGUAAUCUGAAAUCCAUUUGCCAUUUAUCCAGUGUAUUGAGUGGUAUAGUUCAAAUUCCAAAGUCUACAAAAACAAAUACCUUGGAUGAUAAGAGAAUUGACAAGAUAGUUUCCUAUUUAGAAGCAAAUUCCAGUGCUGAAUUAUAUGAUGAAAAGCAAAGUGACAUUUUAAUUUUCAGUUCAGAUGACCCUUUUGUGCCUGCUGAUAAAAUACCUAAAUUGGUGAAUUCAGUCAUUUCAAGUAACUGUGCUGAUGACAUUUUGAAAAGUGAAGAAUCCUAUAGGACCUGUCUUUCCAGCAUUUUAAGUUGUGAAAAUAUAGACGCAAAGUGGCUGUCCUCACUUGACACUGAUAGUAAUAACAGCCAUAAUCAAAAGAAGAGGAUGUUUUCAGAAAACAAAGAAAAUGUUAAGCGUGUGAAAACUUCAGAACAAAUUAAUGAAAAUAUUUCUUUAGCUCUGGAAAAGCAAACAGCUUUGCUGGAACAGGUCAGACAUUUGGUUCGACAGGAGAUCUAUAGUAUAAAUUACAAACUAUUUGAUAACAAACUGAGAGAAUUGACUGAACGCAUUGGGAAGACACAGUGCAAGAACAAACAUGAAGCAAUAGCAGAUGAACUCUUCGCAAAAAUAAGAAGACUUCAAAGACGUGUUAAAGCGGUGUUAUCUCAAAGGCAUUUUGUGGAACCAAACGUGGUAUCCAACAAUACAGUUUGUAAGGUUGCAAAUUCAGAGACGAUGAAUUUGGAUAAGAAUCCAGAGUCAGUUAAUAGUCCACAGGAAAGGGAAACUGUGGAAUCUGAAACUUCUAAUCGUUCAGAAAAAGCAAGUGAAAAGAGUCAUUGGUCACAGGAACAUAAUGAAGCUGUUUCUGAAAGUAAUGAUGAUGUCCUGUUGAUUUCUGUGGAAAGUCCUAAUUUGACAACUCCAGUUACAUCAAACCCAAUAGCUGCUGGAAAAAUUACAUCAGGAAAUUCUAACAAUUCAGCUGAUGCUGAAAACAGAGCUAAGGCUAUAGAGAAGAAGCAACAUGAUUCUGUGAUUGAUCUGACGAAAGAAGUCCUGUCAGACUGCAACCCAGAAAGCCCAGUAUCCACCCUUGAGUCACCUAUGAAAGCUGUUUCAGUCUCAAAAGAGACAACCCAAGUGUCACAAAAUGCAGCCCAGGUUCUAGAGUCCUUUGAGCACCUGCCACCUCUCCCGGAGCCGCCGCCACCGCUGCCAGAGCUGGCAGACAAAGUCCGCGACACGCUUCCUCCACAGAAGCCUGAGCUCAAAGUAAAACGGGUGCUGCGGCCCAGGGGCAUCGCCCUGACGUGGAACAUCACCAAAAUCAACCCCAAGUGUGCCCCCGUGGAAAGCUACCACCUCUUCCUGUGCCAUGAGAACCCUAGUAAUAAGCUGAUCUGGAAGAAAAUUGGAGAAAUUAAAGCUUUACCACUCCCAAUGGCCUGUACUUUAUCUCAGUUUUUAGCUUCCAGCAAGUAUUAUUUUACUGUCCAAUCGAAAGACAUUUUUGGGCGAUAUGGACCGUUUUGUGAUAUAAAAUCCAUUCCUGGGUUUUCUGAAAAUCUUACCUAA
Messenger RNA from Budorcas taxicolor (takin), 2064 nucleotides. It is a transcript of the gene ATF7IP2, whose product is annotated as activating transcription factor 7 interacting protein 2. Gene Ontology annotation, molecular function: protein binding; transcription coregulator activity. The record is from RefSeq and is a predicted model, not a curated record. Gene Ontology annotation, cellular component: transcription regulator complex; nucleus. NCBI's taxonomy places the organism in Eukaryota, Metazoa, Chordata, Mammalia, Artiodactyla, Bovidae. Gene Ontology annotation, biological process: regulation of DNA-templated transcription. The coding region runs from base 1 to 2064 and encodes 687 amino acids. The transcript is spliced from 10 exons.